UUUGCGAAAAGAAUCUUCCAUCUACACUUUCAUUUGCUUUGGUCUAAGUUGUAUACGAUGGCCAAUACUCAAAAUAAAAUUUUAAAUCUUUACAGAAAUUUAAUACGAGAAUGUAAAAAAUGGAAUUCAUAUAACUUUAGAAUGUAUGCACUUCGUAAAGUAAGAUAUGAAUUUCAACAAAACAAAACAUUACAAGAUGAGAAAGAAAUCCAACAAUGUCUUAAAAAAGGACAAGAAGCAUUAGAAAUGAUUAAACGACAAGUGAUAAUAGGACACUUGUAUGCUACAAGACCAUUAAUAAUUGAAACAACAACUACAUCUAAAAAUAAACUUAAUAGUAAAUUUGUAUAAUGUAAUAUGUUUAGAAGUAUAAUAAGUUUGUAUACAUUGUAAAAAUUUAAUAUUUUUGUUAUAUAUGUUAUAGAAAUAUUUUAUGUUGCAAAUGAUUGUAAUACCUAAUAUUUUUUAAACUAAUAUAUAUAUAUAUAUAUGUAUGUAUACAAGCCACUAUAAAUCUAAUUACACAUACAUAUAGUAGAUACAUAAAAUUGUGCAUCAUUUAUACAUCAAGUACAUUAAUUUCUAAAUGUAUAAUAUCUGCGAACAAAAUGUUUAUUCAA
This is a messenger RNA of Vespula vulgaris, 620 nucleotides long. It is a transcript of the gene bcn92, whose product is annotated as protein bcn92. Gene Ontology annotation, cellular component: mitochondrion; L-cysteine desulfurase complex. The coding region runs from base 58 to 351 and encodes 97 amino acids. The record is from RefSeq and is a predicted model, not a curated record. Gene Ontology annotation, biological process: iron-sulfur cluster assembly. NCBI's taxonomy places the organism in Eukaryota, Metazoa, Arthropoda, Insecta, Hymenoptera, Vespidae. The transcript is spliced from 2 exons.